GAGGAGAACACGUUAGCUAUUGAUAAUAAGAAAUUGAAGGAUGAAUUAAACACAGUCAGGGGAUCCAUGAUCAAGGAAUUGAAGUCGUUUAAACAUAAAUUGAAUUCGGUCGACUUGUUGAGUAAAACUGCAAACGAAAUUUUCAUUAUCUUUCUACAGACUCUCAUGGCUAAGGAAGAGGAGCUCAUUAAAACUAUGAGAGACUCAUUCGAACAAGACAAACAAAACCUGGAAGACGAGAAAAGGCAGAGUGCUGAUGCGGAGAAACGCGCGAUGUUGUGGGCUAAUGAAUUAGAAAGGGAAACUGAAAAAUUACAGAUUGACUUGACAAAACGCGAAUCUGCCCACAUACUACAACAGAACAGAAUCUACGAGCUGGAACAUCUUUUAAAGGAGAACAAUUCCGAGAAAGAAACGCUUAAAGAAAAGAUGGAGACAUUGAAAACUGAUUUAAACAACUUGCAAAAUGAAUUCGAUAGGCAAUGCAAACUGGUUUGUCGACGGGAGGAAGCAAUUGUAAUUGCUCAGAAGAAAGAAAAGGUAAUACAAGAAGAGUGUAGAAAGAGAGAAACUGAAUUUCAAAAGAAAGUAAACUCCCAGAAAGAGACUUAUGAGAAGAGAAUAGAGGAUCUUGUGUACGCCAUAGAAACUUACAAGACAAAAAAUCAGGAGCUGAAAAGUAAUAUCGAAGGACUCGAAGCUAACGAAAAGCAGUUGAAGAAUAUUAUUGAGGCGAACGCGUUGGAACUGAAGGCGAGCAAUCAGACCAUAAAUAAAUUGAACCUUAAGAUGGAACAGCUCGUAGAAGUCCACAAAAACGUGAAUUGUGAGGUACAGCAAAAGACGUCUCGAAUCGACGAGAUUUCAGCGCUUCUAAAAAAGAAAUGCGACGUUGCAUCCGAAUACAAGACUAAGCUUGAUACCAUUUUACCGGAUUAUGAAAUAUUAAAGGAACAGGAGACGGAGCGUAAAGCAUGCAUAGAGCGAUAUAAAGAACAAAUGGAAGUACUAAAAAUGGAAAAGGACGAGCAGAUUGAGAUAAUUAAAGAUAAACUAAAUUACGAGGAAAUAAAAAACAUUGGAUUAAACAAGCAACUACACGAAUUGAACAACAAAAACAUAGCUCUAGUGGAGAAGAUGGAUAUCCUCAAAAAAAAAAUUGCGGGUUUACAAAGUGUAAAUUCGAAGCUAGAGAAAAAGAUCCGGAACAGCACUAGUAAGAUCAAAGCGGAAGCAGAGAUGGAAGAUCUAAGGGAUUUAAAUAAAAGAUUGCAAAACAAUUUGGAGGGAG
This is a messenger RNA of Megalopta genalis, 1291 nucleotides long. Lineage: Eukaryota; Metazoa; Arthropoda; Insecta; Hymenoptera; Halictidae. The record is from RefSeq and is a predicted model, not a curated record.